Fragaria vesca subsp. vesca is the source of this 1967-nucleotide messenger RNA. Its product is annotated as mitogen-activated protein kinase 19-like. The transcript has 10 exons. The record is from RefSeq and is a predicted model, not a curated record. Gene Ontology annotation, biological process: protein phosphorylation; intracellular signal transduction. The coding region runs from base 4 to 1833 and encodes 609 amino acids. Gene Ontology annotation, molecular function: MAP kinase activity; ATP binding. NCBI's taxonomy places the organism in Eukaryota, Viridiplantae, Streptophyta, Magnoliopsida, Rosales, Rosaceae. Gene Ontology annotation, cellular component: nucleus; cytoplasm.
AAGAUGAAUACCAAUCAGCCAAAGAAGGACCUAAAAGAGAUGGAAUUUUUCACUGAGUAUGGGGAUGCUAAUAGAUACAAGAUUCUGGAAGUCAUUGGGAAGGGAAGUUAUGGGGUGGUUUGCGCGGCUAUUGACACACAUACUGGAGAGAAAGUUGCCAUAAAGAAAAUUCAUGAUAUAUUUGAGCAUAUCUCUGAUGCUAUCAGGAUUUUGCGCGAAGUUAAGUUGCUUAGGCUUCUAAGACAUCCGGAUAUUGUUGAAAUUAAGCGCAUCAUGCUACCACCUUCAAAGAGGGAGUUCAAAGAUAUUUAUGUUGUUUUUGAGCUGAUGGAGUCUGACCUUCACCAAGUUAUCAAGGCUAAUGAUGACUUGACCCGUGAACAUCAUCAGUUUUUUCUUUACCAGAUGUUACGUGCAUUGAAAUAUAUGCAUACAGCAAAUGUGUAUCAUCGAGAUCUUAAACCAAAAAACAUAUUGGCCAAUGCAAACUGCAAGCUUAAAGUUUGUGAUUUUGGACUAGCAAGAGUUGCCUUCAAUGAUACCCCAACCACAAUAUUUUGGACAGAUUAUGUUGCUACACGAUGGUACAGAGCUCCAGAACUAUGUGGAUCAUUCUUCUCCAAGUAUACACCGGCCAUUGAUAUAUGGAGUAUUGGCUGCAUCUUUGCAGAGGUUUUGACAGGGAAACCAUUGUUUCCUGGUAAAAGCGUUGUUCAUCAAUUAGAUUUGAUUACCGAUCUUCUUGGAACACCUACACUAGAGACCAUCUCUGGAGUUCGAAAUGAGAAGGCAAGGAAAUACUUGACAGAGAUGCGGAAAAAGCAUCCUGUGCCAUUUACACAAAAAUUUCCCAAGGCAGAUCCUUUAGCAGUCCGCCUAUUGCAAAGGCUACUGGCCUUUGACCCAAAGGACCGACUGACUGCAGAGGAGGCACUGGCGGAUCCGUACUUCAAGGGUCUGGCCAGAGUUGAGAGAGAGCUUUCUUGUCAACCCAUUUCGAAGCUGGAAUUUGAGUUUGAAAGGCGAAGAGUGAUGAAGGAGGAUAUCAGGGAUCUAAUUUACAGGGAAAUACUUGAAUACCAUCCACAACUACUAAAGGAUUACAUGAAUGGAACGGAAGGCACAAGCUUUAUGUAUCCAAGUGCUAUAGGUCAAUUCAGAAAGCAGUUUGCUUAUCUCGAGGAAAAUGGUGGUAAAAGUGGACCGGUCAUUCCUCCAGAGAGGAAGCAUGUCUCCCUUCCACGGUCUACUGUUCAUUCAAGUACAGUAAUCCCUAUUGCACAACCAAAUUUGCUCUCGUAUGAGAACCGGCAGACAGAAGAGGCUUCUAACGGUCUUAGAGUAACAGAUACUGUUAAUGGGAAUCCAUCAAAGGCCUCACGGCCUCCACCGAGGGUGCCAACAGCAAAACCUGGACGAGUUAUUGGACCAGUUCUUCCAUAUGAAAAUGGCAGAAAUGCCAAGGAGACCUACGAUCCAAGGACGUUGUACAGAAACGCAGUUCUUCCUCAGCAGUCUAUCUCUCCACACUGCUUCUUUAGAACUCAUCAUGUCACUCAAGAAAAGUCCCUGUUGGAGAUGAAGAGAGAUGCAGCUCAUGCUAAACUGCAACCCCAUCUUGAACAACGAAACAUGGCGUCAAAACCUAUUCCGGGCAUGGCCAUCGAUGUCAACACCAACCCAUACCACCCGCCAUCCACCAAGGUAGAUCAAUUAAAUGCCAUGGAUACAAAGCUGCUGCAUGCACAGUCUCAGUUUGGUCCUGUUGGUGCCGCAGCUGUAGCUGUAGCUGCUCACAGGAACACAGGAGCUGUUCACUAUGGAUUGUCUUAGGUGGGUUUUAAGUGGGAUAUUCAGUGUUAGAAUUGAGGAGGGAGGAGUAAUUGUAUCAUUAGCCAUUUUUUCUUUCCAAUUAAUUACCUUUGUAAUUAUAGUAUUGAAAAUCAAUAAAAAGUUCUAAUUUUUAG